Lobosporangium transversale is the source of this 4503-nucleotide messenger RNA. Its product is annotated as armadillo-type protein. Gene Ontology annotation, molecular function: nuclear export signal receptor activity. The transcript is spliced from 10 exons. The record is from RefSeq and is a predicted model, not a curated record. Lineage: Eukaryota; Fungi; Mortierellomycota; Mortierellomycetes; Mortierellales; Mortierellaceae. Gene Ontology annotation, biological process: protein export from nucleus. Bases 199 to 4500 code for a protein of 1433 amino acids.
UUUUUUUUUCCUUUCGUACUACCACUGCUACCCUUUAUUUCUAUUGUUGUCUCCACAAUUUCGAGCGACAAACUUUUCUUCUUUCUCUCUUUCUCUCUUUCUCAGUGUACCCAUUUCUCUCAUUCCUUUCCACCUCAUUCUCUUUCUCCAAGGAAGAUCUUUGCACUAAAACAAUAUUAAAUCCAAAAGGGACCUCUCAUGGACGCUCUUAACCAUUUGCUCACCGAGUUCUUUGCCCCAGGCACCUCUGCUGAGCGAAAGCGAACUAUUGAGGCACAAUUGGAGGCGCGGCAGUUGACAUUAGGCGAAUGUCAGUUUAUGCUUUCAAACGCCCAAUCCGAUUAUCUAGCUUGGUUUGCCACCUCACAAUAUCAAAAAAGAAUUCAAGAAGAAUGGACUUCACUUGACCAAGAGCUUAAAAGUGUCAUUCAGUCGUUCCUAUUUGACUUUCUGCAACAACACUUUGGAUCCGGUACAGGGCCAGGAUCAGGAUCAGGAUCAGGAUCAGCGUUGGGAACAGAGAUUGGAGCAGAAUGGAGACUAGAUGUCAUAUCAGCUGAUGGGACUGGUGGCGGUGCUGAGGCCGCCCCCGGAACAAUAAACAGUGCGCCACGCUUUUCACCAUUUGUACUCAAUAAGGUAGUUCAGCUCAUCACGGACAUCGCAUUACUAGACUGGCCUGAUCGAUUCCAGGGUCUCUUUCCUCAUAUCCAUAGAUUAUUACAAAGUAAAAACAAAAAUCAUUCACUAUUGGGCUGGACAUUGUUAGAGGCUGUAGUCCAGGAGUUUGUUGGGACAUAUCCUGCAUUGGGGUCGGGUAAAUCACAUCGGCAUCAUUCGACCCUUUCACAGCAGAGGCGGUACCUGUGGGAACAGUUUAAAGCACAUGCACCUGAUCUCCUAAAUCUUAUUGUACAGCAUCUCGAUACUUGUUACAGCAAGAUGUUAAUCAUGCCACUUUCAACUGAGGCACCAGCACCUUCACCUGUAGAGCAUUCUCUUUGGGGCAUGUCAUCUUCUAGAAGACCUAGCGCAGCAGGUCCCUAUCUGACUUCGCCAUUGACGCAAAUGAACAGCUCAUUUCAAAAUUCCUUCACAUCGUCACGGACUGUUCCAGGAUCCACCAGCAGCUCAGCUAUGGGGAUGAGUUUACAAGGAGGAGACGUUAGUCCAGUUCAGUCGUACGGGAAAUCUCCAACUACCAUGCUUCGUAAAUCUCUCGGUCAGGCUCUAGGAGGGCCCAUUAAUGAGAAUGGAGUGCAUUUGAGCCUUACGCAAUCCUCUACUGGCCCUGGAUUUUCAAUACUUCAAACACGGCAAAGGGUGGGGUCUAUCAGUGAUUUAGGCCAGAUCGCCAUGAGGAGGAGUUCUAUUAAUGCUGCGGGUAGACGUGGAUCUGUUGACAGCACAACAUUCAUUAGUGGGAGUAAGAUGGAUUCCUAUUCACGAAAGAGUUGUAUGCUGGCAUUACAGGCCCUCACAACUCUUUUGACCUGUCCAGGAUUGGAUCCUCGUCAGGUCUCCUUUUCAGCAUCUAUUACCGCAAUAUUGAAAUUCACUACGCUUCAUCAGAAUAAGACUGUAGAUCUGGGAAUCCUUGCGCUUAGCUGCUUGAACGGCUUGGUGGCGCGACCAGGAUUCCUCGCCACUAACCAAGAGGCGAUGACAGGAGCUGUGCGAGUCAUGGCAGAUCUAAUUCGAUAUUUCAAUGAAGUCGGGGAUGGCAUUGAUGAUGUUGAUGAAAGUUACCUACAAAUGUUUAUGCAUUUCCUAUCAUUAUUUUGUACUUUGGUAAAUCUGGAUCGGGCAGAAAAGGCGUUGGGACUGUCGAAAGCAGACUUUUUGAUGUCAUUUGCAAGAUUUACUCUGGAGAAGGUUUCAGUAGAUUAUUUAAAAGUAUGCAUGGAUGUAUGGAAGGGACUUCUGGACUCCAUGAUCCAUGCUGCGUCGGAUAUACCUCGCCCGAUCCCUCCUCAAGAUGGACUCCGUCGAUUACAGGGACCAUUAUUUUAUUUUAUGUCUGCUCUUGUAGAACGGUUUUAUCAAAUGAAGGGUGCCACGGAAUCGGAGGAUGCUUUUUCAACCUUUGAAGUUGAGGAUGAAGAAGAUCUGGAUGAUUUGACAGAUCUGGUAGAAAGCUUUGUAGGGCUUGUUGCCGAAAUUUUUACUGAAGAAGUCAUUGAGAUGCUGAUCCCAUUACUCACUCAACAGCUCGAGCUUUACUCAAGGCGAGAAAUAGACAAAUGCAAGACUUUACCUGUAACUCUCGGAAUCCUUUCAAGGGUGACAUACAAUUUUGAUCGAAACUUUGAAGAUCGUCGCGAUUACAUAUCCAAUUUGGUUAUUCACCUCGUGAGGAUGACAAAUAUGUCAAUCGAUUAUUAUUUAGCAACAACAGGAGACACGACAGGACCGGCAAAAGGCAAAGAGGAAUUAACAGGAACAAUAACGCUGGCGUUAUUUAACUGCCUCUCUCCUCUUACAUCAUGGCUAAAUCAGCUCUGGAAGGUAGAAAUGGCUCCAGACUCAAACGAUAAAACCCAGACAAGAACCCCAAUUGCGAGAGAGAUAUACCAGGAAUAUGCUCAUCUCUGCGCUUCACUCUUCCAGCGCCUCCUUCCUACUUCAUCCCUUGGAUCUCUUUCCCAAUCGGCAGCCCCCUUAUCUAGCAGUGGCCCCGUUAAUGCUUUCUUGGGCCCUGCCACAAUUUCAUGUUCCACCAUGGAUCGUAAGCUGCUUUUGACGUCUGUAAAGACGCUAGAAAUGCUUACUCUCCAAGUCAGAAUACCUUCCAAUCUAUUAUCGACCGGUGAACUCCUCCCUUGGGACUUGGAAUCUGUGCGUGGGAUGGGAUCUUGCUUGAGCCAGAAUGUGAUGCACUGCAGUAGCUUUAUGGGCUUAGAGUUUAACACGUCUUCAAAGGACAUGCUUAAGGGAGGAGGAAGCGACAGGGCCGAUGAGGAAGAAGAGCAAGAUCGGAAAGACAUUACGCCAGAUGAUGAAUUAUUUAUGCUGGCGUAUCUUACCUUGAGCAAUUUUAUCACAUUGGAUCCAAAGACAGGGCCAGAGUUGCAGUCUGCAGCACUACAAGCUUUCGGGACUUUGGUUGCGCCUAUUGUGUAUCCGCUACAGAGCAUAUUGCAAGAGGCGAGAUCUUCUCAAGGAAACCAUCUGUCCAACCCCGAAGUCAAGUUCCGUGUCCACCGCUGCCUGACCAUUUUGCGUACACUGAUCAAGUCUGUCAACGAGGCCUCUGUUGCUUCACGGACACUAGUCUAUGAAGGGUUGAAAUCAGCUCUUCCUCUUAUUCAAGAAUUUUUUGAAGCUUACAUUGACGACCAUGAUAUUUCAAUGAAUAUCCUAAAAUUUUUUAGAGAGUUAAUCAGGAGCCUCUACAGGCAGAUUGGGAUGAGUCAAUGUAUGGAGAUUGCUCGUGUACUCAUGGAGCGAUCUACUAAUCCUUCACUGCUUGAGAAUGCCCUAUCUUCAACUCCGUCGCAGCAACAUAUUAGCCCUAGUGGAAAUCCACAACAACAGGCACUCCAUCAGCAAUCCUUUGUAUUGCAUCAACGGAAGAUUAUCCAGAGGAUUCAGCUCUCCGUUUCGAUACUCAGGAUCAUUUUAGAAUUACCAGGAAAGGAAAUUUCACAGUCACUGCCAAGCUUCAUUCAAUUCUUAUUUGUGCAAUUGGGACCCAAACUCUUCGAGGCACAACAGCAAGGGCCUCAACAUCCGACAGGGCUGGGAUCAAAUCGUGUCAAUCAGGAGUCGAGCAUCGAUAAUGGUGUCUAUGACCUGAUUACUGUGUUCUUUUCCACAAUCCAGACCCUUCUUACACAUCACACUCGGUUCUUUUUCGCUAGCAAUGGUACCAAUAACCUUCAGGCAUCUCAAACGCUUCAGGGUUGUAUGGAAUACCUCGCACGUGGUCUCCACCGUCAAGAGCCUGAUAUUGUUCGCCAGUCGAUUGAGAUCCUUUGCGCACUCCAAGAUCACAGCCUGUGUCAUCUCUUUGACCGAGUUGAGUUUCAAACAGCCUAUCGUUUCGAAUUUUUACAAAUUUUGCUUCGUUUGGCGCUGAGCCAUGAACACGAUCUGCUAUUGGAGGAUAUUGCGGGCUUGAUUCACAAAUUGGUGAAAAAAGGCGACCGAGAUCCAGAGGACAAAUUUAUGACUAUAUGGCAUGUUGACUUGAAGCGCUUUGUGGCAGCCUUGAAGCCUUCUCAAGUGAAGGUGAUGCCAGUAGCAACAUCGACAUUUAUGUCGGGCUCUGCAUCUCCUUUGUCUGUACCAUCGUUAUCAGUUUCACCCACUCCACAUUCACCACAUUCACCACAGACGCAGACAGGCGGAGCCUCAAGACCCUUUCCGGAUGAGGUUAAAGAAGCAUUGUGGAAGGAUUUGAUGAACCUCGGGGAUGGAAGUUUAUAUAGAGAAGCGUUAUAUGAGUUUGUCAAUGAUGCACAAGUCUAUGCACAAAAUCUCCUUGUUCAUCCAUAAAAG